Messenger RNA from Xenopus laevis (African clawed frog), 4012 nucleotides. RefSeq names its product polymerase (RNA) mitochondrial (DNA directed) L homeolog (gene polrmt.L). Gene Ontology annotation, molecular function: DNA binding; DNA-directed RNA polymerase activity; mitochondrial promoter sequence-specific DNA binding. Gene Ontology annotation, cellular component: mitochondrion; protein-containing complex; mitochondrial DNA-directed RNA polymerase complex. The record is from RefSeq and is marked provisional. NCBI's taxonomy places the organism in Eukaryota, Metazoa, Chordata, Amphibia, Anura, Pipidae. Gene Ontology annotation, biological process: DNA-templated transcription; mitochondrial transcription.
CGCAUGCGCUUCCAGCGAGGUUGCAAUGGCGGCGCUCUAAGGCUGACACGGGAGAUUGUGCUGCUGGAGGGAUGUUGGUGCGGAGGCUGAGUGUCCUGUCCCGGCCCCUUCGGGCGCACAUUGUACCGGGAAUCAGGGUGUGUCCAAGAUGCGCCUACGGUGAGGACCGAGGGCUCUUGAUGGAUGCACAGCAAUGGUCAUCCUCUGUCAGGCCCAAAAAACAAGCCAAUGUCAGUGAAAACUGCCGGAUGGAACUAUUGGAAGUUCUAGAGACCAGAGUUCAACAGCUGGAGGCAGAGGAGAACCUUCCAGUUCCGGAGCACAAGACAUCUACUCAGUAUAAGGAAAAGAAAAGAUUACCCCAAGCACCCAAACGCUGGAUGGAAAAGUUGCAAAAUGAGCAGUUGGUAAGGCAUGAGAGACAAGGCCGUCUGGAAAAGAACGGGAUCAAACUCAAACCAAUAUCGGAUAUAUCUCUGGAAAAUAAGAGCUCCGUUGAACAAAAUGAAACACAUGAAGUACAUCUGGCAAAAGUAAUAUCUGAGGUACCUCUAAAAAUGUCUUCUGUACCUGCAGUUGAAAAGUUACAAGAAUCUAAAUCAAAAAGCCCAAAGAAAGAACCGUCAAAGAAAAAUUAUAAAAGGACAGAGGAUGAGACUGACCUUUGGAAAGGACAAAGAGAACAGUUGCUGGAGGAUAAGGAAGGAAACCGCCAUGGAGGACACCAACUAAGCAUCUUGUGUUACUUGGAGAUCUGUGUGUUUCUGAAGGAAUUAGAAAGAGCACAGAUGUGCCUGAACUUUUAUCACCACAGGACUUCACGGAGGAACUUGCUUACCAUUGCUAUGUAUAACCUACUAAUGAAAGCUUGGGCUAAAAAGGGUUCUGUGACUAACAUUGGCCAUUUGUUUGUGAUGCUGGAGGAAGCUGGGCUGAAGCCAAAUCUUGGGUCUUACGCAGCAGCACUGGAGUGCAUGGGUCGCAGUGAUACAGCCACCAAAUCCAUUGAAAUGUGCUUGAGUCAGCUGGAAGAGGAUGGGCUGUCUAUUGAUCAGUUAUUCCAGGAGUUUCUUUAUAAGGAAGAUGAGCGAGACAUGAUUUUGAAGGCUGUGCGUAAAGUCCAACCAAUCUACCAGCUUCCACUCCAACGAAAAUCAGUGUGCACUUCCCCACUGGUCAAAGACUUCUACAGCAAAGACCCACCACCAUCCUACCCCAAACUGGACUUCACUCUGUCUGAGCUGUACAACAGGUUUAAAGAACAGCUGGCAAUAGAGAGCUGUGACACCAUCACUAUUGCUUCAGUGGAGGCCAGCAAACCUAUAGAUGAAGGGCAGAAGCAAGCGAGGGAUUUGUUGAAUGCUUUGCGUUCUCGCUGGAAGAAGGCUUUGCUGCAGGCUUUCCGGGACUCAAAGAUACAUCUGGAGAUGAAGAGUAGGAUGUCUCCCAGAAUUGAUCUCUAUCCUUACUUGUGUCUGCUGGAGGAGGAUCAGUAUGUGGACAUUAUGCUCCAGUCUCUUACAAAUAUCCCUCCUACUGGUGAAUCAUUUCUUGUAAUGUCUCGUGAUAUGGGCACUAAAAUCAACAAUCGAUACUCCAUACACAAGAAACUAAAGGCAUACAACUUGAAUAAGAUUAAAGUUCUAUAUAGAGAUUAUUGCCAGCUACUGGCCAAAAAUGGAAAGGUUUCUGGACUUUUGCCUCGAGAAAUGUGGGAGCAGCUUGAGCAGGAAAAGUAUGGAGGACCUUCCUUGAUGAAUGUAGAUACAAUCUGGCCCAACACUUUGCUAGUGCAGUUGGGGACUCACCUGGUGGAUCUCAUGGUACAAGAGAUAAAGGUUCCCAAUGACCUGCUGAGCUCCCGGGAUGACCCAAAACUGAUUCCAGUUCUUUACCACAUGUAUAGCUUUCGCAGCACCAAGCAGAUUGGACUCAUCAAACCACACCCAAUCUUCAGCCAAAUCCAGUUGGAUGCACGUGAAUCCUGCCUUACUUUUGAGUCCUCUGUGAUGCCCAUGUUGUGUCCACCUGUACCCUGGAUGUCGCCACGAUUUGGGGCUUACCUGCUCAGCCCUGCCAAGCUAAUGCGCUGCAUGGAGGGAGCAGUGCAGCAUCAAUUGCUACUGGAGAAAAGCCCCCCAGGACAACUGUACCCAGUGUUGGACUCUCUCAACCAGCUUGGUAUGUGUGCCUGGCGCAUCAACCAGACAAUUCUGGAUAUCAUUGUUUCUAUUUUUAAUUUGAAGGGCAAUGAGAAAUUGGAUAUUCCACCACCUAUAUCAGAAGCCCCUAAGAUGCCAGAGCAGCCUCACGGAGAUGUGAACUCAAAGGACAAGCUGAUGCACCAACGAGAGCUGGCACGAUGCAGAAAGAAAUCAUCUGAGAUGCAUAGUCUUAGGAUGGAUGCUCUUUAUAAACUCUCUAUUGCCAGUCAUCUGCGUGACAAAAUAUUUUGGUUUCCGCAUAACAUGGAUUUCCGCGGGCGCACUUAUCCAUGCCCUCCAUAUUUCAACCAUCUAGGGAGUGAUGUGACUCGGGCUCUGUUGCUGUUUGCAGAAGGUAGACCCCUGGGUCCUAAAGGCCUAGAGUGGCUAAAGAUACAUCUCAUCAAUCUUACGGGACUCAAAAAGAGAAACUCCUUAAAGGAAAGAAAGGAGUAUGCAGAUGCAAUCAUGGAUGACAUACUUGACUCUGCUGACAAUCCACUUAAAGGCAAGAGGUGGUGGAUGGAAGCAGAUGAACCCUGGCAAGCCCUUGCCUGCUGCAUGGAGAUUGCCAAAGCUUCGCGCUCUCCAGACCCUACAAAAUACAUAUCUCAUUUUCCAGUUCAUCAGGAUGGUUCCUGCAACGGACUGCAACAUUAUGCUGCCUUGGGUCGAGAUGAAAUAGGAGCUAAGUCAGUGAACCUGAUGCCCUGUGAUACCCCCCAAGAUGUGUACAGCGGUGUUGCUCAGCAGGUGGAAGAGUUUUGCAAGAGAGAUGCUCAGCGUGGGGUUAAAAUUGCUCAAAUUUUAGAUGGCUUUAUUGGAAGAAAAGUGGUGAAGCAGACUGUUAUGACAGUGGUGUAUGGUGUGACUCGAUAUGGCGGGCGGCUACAGAUAGAGAAGAGGCUGCGAGAGAUGGACAACUUCCCAAAGGAGUAUGUGUGGGAGGCCUCACAUUACCUGGUUCAGCAAGUGUUCAGCAGCCUGAAGGAGAUGUUCUCAGGAACCAGAGAAAUACAGCUUUGGCUGACAGAAAGCGCUCGCAUGAUCUCCAAGUCUGGAAACACUGUGGAAUGGCAGACACCCUUAGGACUACCGAUCAUUCAGCCAUACCACCGCGCCAAACCUGUUUUGUUUCACAGCAACUUGCAGGUGGUUAACUUGCAGAGCAGCCACGACGUCAAUGAACGCCCAGACACCAUGAAACAGAAGAAUGCCUUUCCACCAAAUUUCAUUCACUCAUUGGACUCCACACACAUGAUGCUUACUGCACUGCACUGUUACAGCCAUGGUCUUACAUUUGUGUCUGUGCAUGACUGCUUUUGGACCCACCCAGACACCGUUGAUGUCAUGAACAAAGUUUGUCGGGAGCAGUUUGUGGCCCUACACAGCCAGCCAAUCUUACAAAACCUUUCACAGUUCUUACUGCAGAAAUACUGCCAUACCCUCAGUUCCAACAGUAAGGCUAAAAUGUCUCCAGAAAACCUCCGAAUGGUACUACACUUCAGCAAUGUGCCAGAGACCGGAGACUUUGACUUAAGGCAGGUGAUAGAUUCUACUUAUUUCUUCAGCUGAUUAUACUGUGAAUACCCAACCCAUCAUGAAGAGAGACAUUGUUUUGUGCUGCCUGAUGUGCAUUUGGUUCCUGCUCCAGUUAAUGACAAUCUAUUCUUCCUGUGGAAGCUUUUUGUAUUGAACAGUCCUACCUGACACUAAUCAGGCUCUACUCUACCUUCUAGGAGGCGUAUUAGUGCUUUGAAUUUCAAUGUAAAUGGUUGUAAAUAAAGCACACAGCGAUUUUAUCUGCU